Ziziphus jujuba (common jujube) is the source of this 2043-nucleotide messenger RNA. Its product is annotated as proline--tRNA ligase, cytoplasmic. The transcript is spliced from 13 exons. NCBI's taxonomy places the organism in Eukaryota, Viridiplantae, Streptophyta, Magnoliopsida, Rosales, Rhamnaceae. The record is from RefSeq and is a predicted model, not a curated record. Gene Ontology annotation, cellular component: cytoplasm; aminoacyl-tRNA synthetase multienzyme complex. Gene Ontology annotation, biological process: prolyl-tRNA aminoacylation. Gene Ontology annotation, molecular function: proline-tRNA ligase activity; ATP binding. The coding region runs from base 197 to 1774 and encodes 525 amino acids.
UAUCUCUGCAACUAAUUAUCGCUCCCUGCUCUCACAAUCCAUUAAAGUUUUCUUCUUCUUCUUCUUCUUCUUCUUUGAGAGAAAUCCAACAUUUUUUCUAAGUAGCUACUUGUUUUUCACUUACCUGCAUAUCAGCGCGAAUUUUUUUACUUUUUUUUUUUUCCCAACCCCUGAGAAUUGGGAUUGACUUGAGGGUAUGGCUGGUGGACAGACGAAAAAGGCUGGAGGAGAAGGGAAAAAGGGCGGUGGAGAGACGAAAAAGGGUAAUGCCAAUGCAGGUGGCGGGGGUAAAAAGAAGGAGGUUAAGAAAGAGACUGGAUUGGGACUUUCCUACAAGAAGGAUGAGAACUUUGGAGAAUGGUACUCUGAGGUAGUUGUGCAUGGGGAAAUGAUUGAAUACUAUGAUAUUUCUGGCUGUUAUAUUUUGAGGCCUUGGACGAUGUCAAUCUGGGAGGCAAUGCAAGAAUUUUUUGAUGCUGAGAUCAAGAAACUGAAGAUCAAGAACUGUUACUUCCCACUUUUUGUAUCUCCCACUGUUUUGCAGAAGGAGAAGGAACAUGUAGAGGGUUUUGCACCAGAGGUCGCUUGGGUAACUAAAUCUGGGCAAUCUGAUCUUGAAGUGCCAAUAGCAAUUCGCCCAACUAGUGAGACUGUAAUGUAUCCUUACUAUUCUAAGUGGAUCAGGGGACACCGUGAUCUUCCUUUAAAACUUAACCAGUGGUGCAAUGUUGUUCGGUGGGAGUUCAGCAAUCCUACUCCAUUCAUCAGGAGUCGUGAGUUCCUUUGGCAAGAAGGGCAUACUGCUUUUGCAACAAAGGCAGAAGCAGAUGAAGAGGUUCUUGAUAUUUUGGAAUUGUACAGACGGGUAUAUGAAGAAUACUUGGCUAUUCCUGUUAUCAAGGGCAAGAAGAGUGAAUUGGAGAAGUUUGCUGGUGGACUUUACACAACAAGUGUUGAGGCAUUUAUUCCAAAUACUGGUCGUGGCAUUCAAGGUGCAACUUCACAUUGUCUGGGUCAAAAUUUUGCAAAAAUGUUUGAGAUUAACUUUGAGGAUGAGAAAGGAGAGAAGGCCAUGGUCUGGCAGAACUCAUGGGCCUAUAGCACACGAACGAUCGGGGUCAUGGUAAUGGUUCAUGGGGAUGAUAAAGGCCUGGUGCUGCCACCUAAAGUAGCUGCGGUCCAAGUUAUUGUCAUUCCUGUGCCAUUCAAAGAUGCUGAUACUCAAGGAAUUUUUGAUGCCUGUACUAGUACUGUGAACACCUUGACUGAAGCAGGUAUUCAUGCUGAGGCAGAUCUUAGGGACAACUACUCUCCUGGUUGGAAGUACUCGCAUUGGGAGUUGAAAGGGGUUCCUCUAAGAAUUGAAAUUGGACCCAGGGACUUGGCUAAUAGUCAGGUACGUGUUGUUCGCCGUGACAAUUCAGCAAAAGUAGAUAUACCAAUGGCAAGCUUAGUUGAGCAAGUAAAGGAUCUGCUGGUCACCAUUCAAAAGAGCCUGUAUGAUGUUGCCACACAGAAACGAGAUGCUUGCAUUCAGAAGGUUACGACAUGGGAUGAAUUUAUUGAAGCACUUGGGCAAAAGAAGCUGAUCUUAGCUCCUUGGUGUGAUGAGGAGGAGGUUGAGAAGGAUGUGAAAGCAAGGACAAAGGGCGAGAUGGGAGCAUGUAAGACUCUCUGUACACCAUUUGAGCAGCCAGAUCUUCCUGAAGGUACACUGUGCUUUGCAUCUGGGAAGCCUGCAAAGAAGUGGAGCUACUGGGGCAGGAGUUACUAGACUUGGACCUAAACUGGAUCAUGGUAGAAGAUUUUGGUGGUUGGCGCAGGGUUUGCUGUAGGGUUAUACACUAGUAGCUGUGGGGAAAAUCCCAAUUUUUACAAUCUACUUAAUAUCUUGUUUUCAAUUCAUUGUUCUGCAUUACAUAUGCUUGGCUACUUUUAUAUACAGCGAAAGAUUGAUGCUUUUUGUGAAUUAGCGAAAUGUUAUAAUCAUGAUAUUAUCAACUAAGAGAUACUAAAUUUGAUGAGUUUUUGUUUUUAUUUUUA